Molecule: messenger RNA, 875 nt
Organism: Harmonia axyridis
Lineage: Eukaryota; Metazoa; Arthropoda; Insecta; Coleoptera; Coccinellidae
Product: ankyrin repeat-containing protein DDB_G0279043-like
Exons: 2
Coding region: 292-576 (94 amino acids)
Cellular component (GO): cytoplasm; nucleus
Molecular function (GO): protein binding
Source: RefSeq, a predicted model, not a curated record
AAUUUUUAUUUAGACUAUUCUAAAGUUUGUAGUUUUUUUAUGAUCUUGGAGGAUAUCAAAUAAGCAUCUUCGUUAGUAUAGUUUUCUUAGUUUUUAAUUUGAAAAUAUAGCACUUAUAUCUAAUGUAUUCCUAACUAAUAUUUAUUUGUUAUCUCUCAUGAAUGAUAUUAGUUUUAAUUUUUUAAUGAGAAACAAGUACGUAAUUGGUUUUUUAGACCUGAGCUCCUAGAAACAGAAAACAAGAAAUGUAACACGCCUUUGAUCCAGGCCAUAACGGAGAACGAUUUCAAAAUGGUUAAUCUAUUGCUUCAUUUGGGUGGUAACAUAAAUAAAGCUUUGAUGCAUUCUGGAAAAACCCCGUUGUUGGUUGCAAUUUCCUAUGGUUUUCUCGAAUUAACUAAGUUCCUCAUUAGUAAAGGUGCUUCAGUACGUGCUGUAGAUAUUAACGGAUUGGGAGCAAUGCAUUAUGCUGUGAGUUCUGAAAAUUUUGAGAUGAUUGGUUAUUUUGUCGACAUGGGAUUGGAAGUGAACCCAAGGGAUAAAAACGGAUUGACACCUUUACUUAGAGCAGCAUAGUCGACAUUGAUGUCUUCACACAAGAAGUGGGGCACAGCAUAUUCACCAGUGGUGUAGGUUGCUGGGCUCAAGUUUGAUGGUGUCUGUUGUAUACCCCAAUGCAAAGAUGACUUUAUUUCCACUUCCAGCCAUUCAUUCUCAAAGGUUGAAAGGUCUCCGUUUGGAUGGAACGCAUCUUUAUCAUCUUUGAAAGAAAAAAAAAUCAAAUCUACUCACUACUCAAACAAAAACAGAAGAUAUGAAUACAAAGUGUAAUGUGAAAUUUUUGUCGGGUGAAUAAAUUGUAUAUUAUUGUUCAA